This is a messenger RNA of Esox lucius (northern pike), 2229 nucleotides long. It is a transcript of the gene cnn3a, whose product is annotated as calponin 3, acidic a. NCBI's taxonomy places the organism in Eukaryota, Metazoa, Chordata, Actinopteri, Esociformes, Esocidae. Gene Ontology annotation, molecular function: actin binding. The record is from RefSeq and is a predicted model, not a curated record. Gene Ontology annotation, biological process: actomyosin structure organization. The coding region runs from base 207 to 1226 and encodes 339 amino acids. The transcript has 7 exons.
AAAAUUCGGGGAGAAGCGAGAAGUUUCAACGUCCGAUCAGUCACUGCAAUAGUCACGCACUACCACAAACGGAUUUAAAGUUCUCUUGGACUGAUUGAGCGGGACCCUGCACAACGCUCUUUGUGUUAUACGAAAUUACCGAAAGGAAUAGUUUUUGCUACUUUGUAGCAGGGAGUAUUGACUUUGGUAUUAAUUCUACAACAAAGAUGACUUCAUUCAAUAAGGGACCAGCCUACGGAUUAUCAGCAGAAGUGAAAAGCAAAAUUGCAGGCAAAUAUGACUUGCAGAAGGAGGAGGAGCUUCGGUUCUGGAUUGAGGAGGUGACUGGGAUGGCCAUAGGCGAGAACUUCCAGAAGGGCCUGAAGGACGGAGUCAUCCUAGCAGAAUUGAUUAACAAACUGCAGCCUGGCUCAAUAAAGAAAAUCAACCAGUCACAACUGAACUGGCACAAGCUGGAGAACAUCGGCAACUUCAUCAAAGCCAUCCUGGCCUACGGCAUGAAACCCAAUGACAUAUUUGAGGCCAACGACCUGUUUGAGAACGGCAACAUGACCCAAGUCCAGAGCACCCUACUGUCUUUGGCCAGCAUGGCAAAGACCAAAGGCAUGCAUACUUCGUGUGACAUUGGUGUGAAAUACGCAGACAAACAGACAAGGCAUUUUGAUGAAGAGAAGAUCAAGGCUGGACAAUGUGUCAUCGGAUUGCAAAUGGGGACCAACAAGUGUGCCAGCCAGGCUGGUAUGACCGCAUAUGGGACCAGGCGACACCUUUACGACCCGAAGACACAGACAGAUAAGCCUUACGAUCAGACCACCAUCAGUCUGCAGAUGGGCACCAACAAAGGAGCAAGCCAGGCUGGUAUGUCGGCUCCAGGCACACGACGUGACAUCUUUGACAAUAAGCAGGUGCAGCCAGUGGACAACUCCACCAUCUCCCUGCAGAUGGGUACCAACAAGGUGGCAUCCCAGAAGGGCAUGAGCGCUUAUGGCCUUGGACGCCAAGUGUACGACCCUAAGUACUGCGGUUCCCCCACUGAGCCCAUCAUCCAUGCCAACGGGAGCCAGGGCACAGGCACCAACUGCUCUGAGAUCAGCGACAGUGACUAUCAGGCCGAGGAGUUCCUCCAGGAGGGAGAAGGGGAAGAGUACCCAGUGGGGUAUGAAGAGGAGGAGAACUACAGCAACGUUGCCCACUACAACGACGUUGACCAGGGCAUCGACUAUUAGAGCUGUCCUUGGCGGUACGGCACAGGCCUGGCCCCAGAUCUGUUUGUGCUGUCUUCAAGUUGACCCAUUCUGGUUGGCAAGAAAGCCCAAACAGAUCGGCCACCAGGCUAAUUCGGCGCAACUUUAACACUACAACAACGCUACAUGGAGCAGUAUUAAACAAGUGUAUUUUAUCAACAAACAACGGAGCAAAUCUUUUGCUAUUCUUGCCAAUGUUUUUAUUUGACGCACAGGAGAGAUGCAUAUUAUCCUGAGUGAAUAACCUCUCCACCUGCCCCCCAAAUCUUCUUCCAUUUGAGCAGUAGGGGUUUUAUUUAGUUGGAGUUGAAGCAUAGAAAGUGGUGACACAGUGAUGGAGGUCUACCAUAUUAUUGAGAACAGUUAUUUGAAUUGGACUACUACAUUGUGAAGUAUGGACACUGUGAAGUCAAGAUUCAUUCAGCCAACUCCAUAGCAUCUGAAACCCUUCCGGGGGGGUUCCGAUCAGUUCAUCCCUUUAAAGGAAUUUACACAUUAAUUAAGGGAGGGCAGUCUUAAAAUUUCAAUGGCUUUGUUCUUUUGACAUUUUACCCAUCUCCCUACCAAACUAAAGGCCAAUUGUACUUUUUUUAUAUAUUGAUACAAAGUGUGUGAAAACUUUAGCGAAGCUCUUUCAUUUUUGACUUUUUUUAAUUGUGAAGUGAGUACUUUGUAAUGGCUUAUCCUUUAGACAAGAAGACCAAACCAGAAGUUCCUGUUUUAUUGCAUACAGUAGGGCUAGUCUUGUUGUGCCAUGAUAUGUUUAAUGUCCCCCCCCCCCCUCCGUUCCCACUGUAUUUAUUUCCAUGUCUCACACUAUAAACCUGGUCUGAAGCCCAAAUUGCACCCUAUUCCAAGUGUAGUGCACUUUUCCAGUGGACUAUAUUGGGAAAUAUUGUUCUGUUUCAGAUGCAGCCCUGUUCAUUCUCUGUUCUUUGGUUAUUUUUGAGAAAAACAUGUUGGUAAUAAAAAAUAAAAAAGAUUC